CAUGAGUGACGUGUUUUUCUACUGCUGCGGUUCACAAAAUGUAUUUCGUUCCACGACGUCUUCAAUGUCGCGAGCCAUUACGUUGAUCUAUUUACCACUGAAAUAAAGGUGGGAGGGAAAAUAAAGAGUGCAAAAUACAAUUUAGGUGGCUCUAAGCUCUCUGCCAUGUCUUUGGAGAAGACCUCCGACCUGGCCAAUGAGAACACAUGCUUGUCGUCCUCGCUGACCCUUGACCUCCGCUCCCCACAUAGUGCUCUGCUUGAUUCUGACCUGAGCAAGAAGGCCAAAGGCACCACCACGUCCUCCACCAAGAAGCGCCACAACUAUGCCACAUCCACACCUCUGGACCUCCUGAAUGGCACCAUGGGCAGCAAUGGCAUCGAUGAGGAAGAGUCCAGUCAGCAGCGAGAGGAGGAGAGGGUCCGGAACCAGGAGAACGAGCAGGGCCAGCACUGCACAGGGACCAAUGCCAAGUGGCUCAAGGAGGGUCAGAAUCAACUGCGCAAAGUGGCAGAGAGGCAGCAGGACCAGAAUAGAAAUUCUGACCAGGAUUUGAAUCACAACGAGAGCCCAGACGGAAACCCCAACCAUAACUCUUUAGUGGUGGACCAGCUGGAGGAAGACAGUGAGCAGAACCCCUCUUCUAAGACCCUGAGGUCCCUGUGCUCUGACCUGAAUGAGCCUCUGCUGAUCAACACCUCAGAGACCCCUCAUGGGAAGGAGGAAGAGGAAGAAGAGAAAGAGGAGGAUGGGGACGAGGAAGAGUCUCUACUACUUCCAACAGGUGGAGAGAGGGACACAGACUCGUCUGAGGCGCAGAGUAGCAGUGAGUCUCAGAGAGAUGACAGUAGAGAAGUCAAGGACACCUGCCUGCUGUUUCAGGGCAGAAAUGCAGCACCCAGUGAUGAGGACUCCAGCUGUAUGUCACUGUCUCAGGGCAGCACAGCCAACAGCACGCCAGACAGUGACCCAGAGUCUUACUGGGACCGCAGUGCGUUUGAGACGGACACAGACCUGCCUGCGGGGUGGAUGCGGGUCAGAGACGAGUCGGGUACAUACUACUGGCACAUCCCCACAGGCACCACCCAGUGGGAGCCCCCCUCUUCCCUAGAGGAGGGAGAAGCCCCAGAAAGACCAUUCAGUACCUCCCCUGCCAUCACACCCAACGAGGAGCCACAGUUGAUGUGGAAUAGUCUCACCCAGUCCCGCCCCAACAGGUUUAAUGACGAGGAGUUCUGGAAGGAGGAAGAUGCCAUGGCUGAUCAGACCCUAAAGGAUUUUGAAGGAGCCACAUUGCGUUAUGCCUCUAUCAACCUCAGCUGCUCACAAUCUGAAGAAAAGGAAAAGAUGAACUCGCUCAUCAAUGACCCAGAGGCAAAGGUUUUUGCAGUGCGGUCUCUGGGCUGGGUGGAGAUAUCAGAGGAGGAGAUGGCCCCAGGGAAGAGCAGUGUGGCUGUCAACAACUGCAUCAGACAGCUCUCCUACCACAAACACAACCUGCACGACACGGCUGGGAUCUGGGGAGAGGGAAAAGACAUGCUCCUUGUUCUGGAGAAUGAGAUCUUGAACCUGAUUGAUCCGUUGGGCCAGACUCUGCUGCACACCCAGCCUAUCGUCAGCAUCCGAGUGUGGGGAGUGGGCCGGGACAACGGCAGGGAGAGGGACUUUGCCUAUGUGGCGAGAGACAAACUGACUCAUGUUCUGAAGUGCCAUGUGUUCAGGUGUGACACACCUGCUAAGAACAUUGCCACAAGCAUGCAUGACAUCUGCUCUAAGAUAAUGGCCCUGAGGAAAUCAUCCAAGUCCUCUCUGAACAGACUCAACAUAGACCCCUCUAAACUGGUGGACAUUCCUUUCCAGGAAUUCCCUGCACCAAAGAAUGAGCUAGUCCAGCGCUUCCAGGUAUGCUACCUGGGUAACGUGCCGGUGGCUAAACCCGUAGGUAAGGAACGCUUUGGUAUGGACCUAGUUAACGUUGCCCUCGACACAGCAAUGAAUUCCAAAGACAAGGAAGAGUGGACGCCAGUAACUGUGAACGUGGCUUCAGCCACACUUACCAUAAUCACUGCUGAGACAGAGGAGGUUCUGUCAGAGUGCCGGGUGCGGUUCCUGUCUUUCAUGGGUGUGGGGAAGGACAUCCACACCUUUGCCUUCAUCAUGGCCGAGGGCUCCGGGGACUUCAUCUGCCACAUGUUCUGGUGUGAGCCCAACGCUGCCAGCCUCAGUGAGGCCGUGCAGGCGGCCUGCAUGCUGCGCUACCAGAAGUGUCUGGACGCCAGGCCACCCAGUACCAGCUCCUGCCUACCAGGCCCGCCGGCUGACUCCGUGGCACGCCGUGUGGGCUCAAGUGUCAAGAAGGGAGUUCAGAGCCUGCUGGGCAGCUUCAAGAGGUCUGGGUCCCAGACACCCUGAGAGGUGCCAACUAACCCACUACACACCGCUCCAAUCCACCCACAGGCCCAGCCCACCAGGAUGUUUGGAACUCUUUCUCAUUGGUCUAUUAAGUGGAAACUGCUGGACUCUUGGACAGUGGUUUGAGUGACAGCAAUAGUUGGUUAAACUUGGUCUAGUUUACAAAGUACCAACACUAAUUAUGCUUAGGAAAACAGUUCCGUUCUGUAACAUUGUCUCUGCUAUUUGUUUUGCAGAACAAAUAUAGUAUAUUUGUGAACAUAGAAAUGGAAGAUGUGCAAUUGAAUUGUGAAUGUGGUUGAACUCAUGCCAUUUGCUUAUGGAAAUAUCUUUUUUUUUUAUAUAUAUAUAUAUAGACUUGAAAGAAGUGAUUUAGAAACAGUGGCAUGAGAAGUCUAUAUAAAAUGCUACUUGGUGAAUGUCUGAGUCUUGAGCUGGAAGCACUAAGACAUGCUAGCUAGCCAAUAUAAUAUUCGGCAAAUACAUAUUUUGGGGUAUAUAUAGUUUGUAUAGUACAUUUUGUUAUAAUACCAUUUUGUUUUAAAUCCCCUCUUCCUUCCGGGGGAGCUGGUAAACCAGCAAGUGCAUUAUCUUUAUUUUAUAGCAGAAAAUGUAUUUAUGUGUAUUGCAAAUUGCAGUAAAAUGUGUAUAGUUCAUCUCCUCAAAUCUAAAAUGGAGAUGGCAUACUUUUAGAGCCUGGCUCAAGUUUUAGUGAAACCUCAAGUCUCAAAGAAAACUUAGGCUGUCUGUUACUGCACUCCAACUGUAUACCAAGUGGAUGGUAUGUUGGAGUCAAGGAAGAUGGCAGCUUUCUGAUGUCAAAGCUAAACGAAACGUGUUUUAUGGUGGUCCUCUUCAGGUCUAUUCUGUGGAAAUGGGCCUGAAGUAGAUUUUGUCAUCCUUUUUUUAUGUUCAGAUUUUGUAUGUUAGUCUGUUGUAUAACCAAGUUUUUUAUCUAUUUAACUUCAUUUUAUUUGUAUACGGUUUCUUUACGCAUGUGUUAAGUGUUAUAAUUGUUUUCCUUUACUCCAUUCUGUAUGUCUGUACUGUUUUGUAUGUUACAUUUAGUUGCAUCUGAGCAGUGACAGAGCUAUUGAUAGCUACCCCCUUGUCCUUUCAAACUGUUGAUAAGAUCUGACAGAUUUUAUGCCUCCUAAUUAAUUGGGUUUAAGGGCAGAUGAAACUCUACUAUCGUUGUGAUAGACAUGACACCGUCUGUCAGUACCACACACUGUUCAUUUAACUCGCACUUCAUUUUUGAAUUUACGUUUUUAAACAUGACUGCCCUCUGCUGGGCUUUAGAAUUAUUAUUUUUCAUGAGCAGUGUGUCUGACAACCCUACAGGAGUGCUAAGAAGCCUGAUGCAUUCAAUCAUCAGAAGGCAUUUUGUUAUGCAAAGAUUGCAAUACGGAAAGUGUUAUUUACCCACAGACAGUGUUUGUCUAUGAAAGAGUCAGACUGAAGUAUGUGUGGGAGUUUCCUCCUUAGCAUGCAGUAUGUGUAAAUCAUAUGAACACUUCACUACAUA
Coregonus clupeaformis (lake whitefish) is the source of this 3940-nucleotide messenger RNA. Its product is annotated as amyloid-beta A4 precursor protein-binding family B member 1. The coding region runs from base 166 to 2412 and encodes 748 amino acids. Gene Ontology annotation, molecular function: transcription factor binding; amyloid-beta binding. NCBI's taxonomy places the organism in Eukaryota, Metazoa, Chordata, Actinopteri, Salmoniformes, Salmonidae. Gene Ontology annotation, cellular component: cytoplasm; nucleus. The transcript has 15 exons. The record is from RefSeq and is a predicted model, not a curated record. Gene Ontology annotation, biological process: regulation of DNA-templated transcription.